Penaeus monodon (black tiger shrimp) is the source of this 660-nucleotide messenger RNA. Its product is annotated as extensin-like. The record is from RefSeq and is a predicted model, not a curated record. Lineage: Eukaryota; Metazoa; Arthropoda; Malacostraca; Decapoda; Penaeidae. Bases 1 to 660 code for a protein of 219 amino acids. The transcript is spliced from 5 exons.
AUGCCUUCCAAUACCACAAGCAUGAGCCGAAGAACAAAGAAUUUGUUGUAUUUUGAUCAUAUAUUAAUGGAAGAGGCCAAAGAACCGCACAUUUUCCUCACUGACCACAAGUGCAGGCCAAGCCAUUUCCCCAACGUCAAGCCCUUUUCCCCAAAUCAAGCCCUUUUCCUCAAGGCAAGCACUUUCCCCAAGCUAAGCCUUUUCCCCAAGCCAAUCCUUUUUCUGCCAAUCCCUGUCCCCCAACUCAUGCCAUCUUCCCAAAGCCAAAACCUUUUCCCUAAGCCUAGCCCGCAAGACUUUCCACCAAGGCAAGCCGGUAUACCAAUUCCCCAAGCCUUUUCCAACAAGCCAAGCCGGUAUACCGAUUCCCCAAGCCUUUCCCCAAGCCAAGCCGGUAUACCGAUUCCCCAAGCCAAGCCGCCAAGCCGGUAUACCGAUUCCCCAAGCCUUUCCCCUAAGCCAAGCCGGUAUACCGAUUCCCCAAGCCAAGCCGGUAUACCGAUUCCCCAAGCCAAGCCGGUAUACCGAUUCCCCAAGCCUUUCCCCCAAGCCAAGCCGGUAUACCGAUUCCCCAAGCCAAGCCGGUAUGCCAAGCCCCAAGCCCUUUUCCUCCUGCGCUCAGCCAACCGCCACCAAAGCUCCUCACCUUUAAGAAGCUAA